Dovyalis caffra is the source of this 1539-nucleotide messenger RNA. NCBI's taxonomy places the organism in Eukaryota, Viridiplantae, Streptophyta, Magnoliopsida, Malpighiales, Salicaceae. The record is from the annotation of a GenBank genome assembly.
AUGUGGGGUUUGAGUUUGAUCAAAGGUGUGGUGUCUACUAGGCAAAGGCAACAGCAACCUCUUGAUGUAACCCUGUGCUGCUUAUCCAUCUUUCAACUACUGCUGCUGGAUUCCGUGAGUGGAGUUGGAGUAAACUGGGGAACUCAGGCAACGCAUCCUUUGCUUCCUUCCACGGUGGUUAACAUGCUCAGGGACAACGGUGUUCAGAAGGUUAAGCUAUUUGAUGCUGAUUCAACAACUCUAACUGCUCUUGCUAAUUCUGGGAUUCAAGUCAUGGUGGGCAUUCCCAAUGAGAUGCUCUACGAUCUGGCUAAUAGUGAGAAAGCUGCUGACAAUUGGGUGGCCAAGAACGUCUCCUCCCAUAUCUCUUCUGGUGGCGUAGACAUAAGGUACGUUGCAGUUGGAAAUGAGCCAUUCUUGCCGACAUACAAUGGAACUUUUCUGGCAACAACUCUUCCUGCUCUUCAAAAUAUCCAAUCAGCUUUAAGAAAAGCCGGACUAGACACUCGGGUGAAAGUCACCGUUCCCCUCAAUGCCGAUGUAUAUGAGAGUCCAACAAAUCUCCCAUCUGAUGGUAACUUCCGUUCAGAUAUCCAAGAUCUCAUGCUAUCGAUUGUCAAGUUCUUGAGCGACAAUGGGGCUCCGUUCAUUUUUCCCCCUGGCUUUGCCUUCUUUGGCAACAAUUCUUCUCCCUUGAACGACCGUGGAACGAUCUAUGACAAUGUGUUCGAUGCGAAUCAUGACACCCUUGUAUGGUCCUUGCAGAAAAAUGGAUAUGGAAACAUGUCCAUUGUCAUCGGGGAAAUAGGGUGGCCUACUGACGGAGAUAAAAAUGCAAACUUGAACUAUGCACAGCAGUUCAACCAAGGGUUUAUGAGUCGUGUCAUUGCCGGUAAGGGAACCCCAUUGCGCCCUGGCCCUGUGGAUGCCUAUUUGUUUAGUCUCAUAGAUGAAGAUGCCAAAAGCAUUCAGCCUGGUAAUUUUGAGCGCCACUGGGGAUUAUUUUACUUCGAUGGACAGCCUAAGUAUACAAUAAGCCUGGGGACAACGAAUUCAAACGGUCUGGUACCAGCAAAGGGUGUGCGUUAUUUACCUCGACGAUGGUGUGUUAUGUCUCCAUCAGCUAGUCUGGAUGAUCCACAGGUUGCAGCAAGUGUGAGCUAUGCUUGUGCUAAUGCAGACUGUACCAGUCUUGGGUAUGGGACCUCUUGCUCUGAUUUGGAUGCACGGGGCAACAUCUCCUAUGCAUUUAACAGUUACUACCAGCAGAAUGAUCAACUUGAAACGGCUUGUAAGUUCCCAAAUAGUCUUUCGAUUGUUACAAAUAGUGACCCCUCUACUGGAACCUGCAAAUUCAGGAUCAUGAUUCAAGGUGAAAUAAUCACCUCUGGUGUUGAAGCUGGUGGAAGAAGGUUUUUAAUGUCUAGUUUGGCACCGUUGGUCUUCCACACUUCCACCACCUUCAGACCAGACGGUCCAGGCUUAGGGACAAAUGCUUCAAGAUUUUUACUCAAGACAAGUGCUCAUUCUACGUCUUGA